AUGGCUCUCUUGGACAUUGUCUUCGGGAUUUUGCAAAUUCUUAUCCACAAUGUGCAGUUGGUCGGUGAAGAACUGGAUGGGGAGACGCGCGAGCGCAUGGAGCAGCGUGCGCAGAUGCUGAACCGGGAGAUGACUCGGCUGUGGCAGGAGGUAGAGCGGAUGAACCAGGAGCAGAGGAACCAGGAGCAGAGCGGCUUUGCUUGGGCAUCCCUGCUCCUCUCUGCCUUGCAGCACUGGCAGUUCUGGGCCGUUGCUGCGGUCCUGGUCCUGCUCUUUGGGCUCUGCUGGUGGCUCAGGAAACGGAGCCAUGAGCCAGAGAGAGAAGAGGAGAGCUCCUGUAACAACGUGGAGGAGGAGAAACAUGGAGAAGAGAAUAACGACGCAAAUGACCCAGGAAGGCAUUUUGAGCAUCCCAGACAGAGGCGAGUUCGGAAGCGGGACAGAGAUCGCGAGGCUGUGAAGAACCUGGUGCAAAAAUUCAUCGAUCUCUUCAACCGUGAUGUCUUCAAUACUUGGUACCCUGUGCUGGAAAACGCCAUCGAGGUGGGCAGCGCCUUCGAAGGUUGGAGUCCCUAUGAACAUGACAUCCCCUUCUGCCUGCUUGUGCCUCUGAAGCCCCCCCGUGGACACAUCUUCCACCUGGAGCCACGCCCCUCGUGGCCGGCGAGGAACUUCUGCAUCCAUGUGGAGCUGGUGUGUACUUGUGAGGUGGAGCAGCCGGCAGGAGAGACACGUUGCUUCCUCCAUGGCCCCGAGGAGGAGCAGAGUAGGAAGGAGGGCCCCAACAUCCUAGACGACCUCUGCACUGACUCCUGCCUAGAUGUGCAGAAAACUGCUGAAUGGUUCAAGAAGAUGGUGAGACGUUGCUGGAAGGAUCUGCCUGAGUCAGCCACACACCGCCUGAUGCCGGUGUACUCGGAGCGCUCCUGCAAAUUCCGGGUGCUGACACAAGACUGGGAGAAAAGGUUCUUUGUUGAGUUGAUGUUUGGGGUGCAGGAAGGCGACUCAGACCUCUUCCUGAGCAACCAGUGUGUAGAGGCUGCCUACACCCCAAGGACCUUGUGGCCAGAGACCUAUGCUGUGGCAGAGAUGAAGUUCUUCAGGCAUAUUGUCAGCCAGGCACAGGGUGACACCUGCCACCUCAGAUGCCUGAAGCUCUGCGCCCGCCACCUGCUGGACAGAGAGUUUUACACCUAUAUCAUGAAGACGGUUGUGAUGCACCUGCUGACCACCAUGCCCCUGUCACGCUGGCGCAAGCGUAAUUUCCUGGAGCGGAUGGAGGACAUCGCGGAGCACCUGCAGAGCAGCCUGCUGGAGAGAUGCUUCAACCACUUCUUCAUCGGCAAUGCGAACGUGCCUGAGGAGAUCAACUUGCCCCUCGGAUUGCGAACGGCUGAACCAUUCAACCUCUGCCAGCUCCUGGACUAUGAGAAUGCACGCAUUGAUUUUGAGUUUGUGCUAAGUGAGCUUCGGGGACUCUUGAUGUACGGACACUGAAGGAGGUCUUCCUGCACAGAGCUGUGUUUGCGCAGGUCACAGCUGCUGGCAGACGACCGUGUCUUCCAGGAAGCAAAAAGACAGGAGAAUGCAGGGCACGGAAAGGAAAGGGAACACCCUGCGCAGCAGCCCUCCACCAAGACUGGCAGCGUUCCCCUCUCAAUGGUCUCCCCAGCGCAGCAGCCGGUGAUGACAAAGAGGAUUGUCAUCCUGCUUUCCCCUGUCACUGUCAGGGCCAUGGUGGCGAUUUCACAUUGGCCCAGAUACUCUUGCUGGGAGCUCUGGCGGGGCAGGGACCAAGCGAGAGGCACCGCUCCAUGUGCCUCUAUGUGUCUGUCCUCUGGGGUCUGGGGGACACUCUGCCCACCCCAGACACUCCCCGGGGAGCUGGUGCCACAGAACCGAGUGCGCUGGACACGAGGAACAUGCUGAUCAGUCGGCAGUGGGAAAUGUUCCUGCCCAGCAAAAGCACACACUGGGGAGUGGGACCUGAUGCAGCUGAAGAGGCCAUCGCGAGGAGGCUUGUGACAGGGACUCCGUUACCAACUGGACAGUGACUGUACCCCUGACUGUGAGAAAGUCCAUUCCUUCUGGGAGCUUUACCAUCUGCA
Molecule: messenger RNA, 2108 nt
Organism: Columba livia (rock pigeon)
Lineage: Eukaryota; Metazoa; Chordata; Aves; Columbiformes; Columbidae
Product: inositol 1,4,5-trisphosphate receptor-interacting protein-like 1
Exons: 1
Coding region: 1-1497 (498 amino acids)
Cellular component (GO): membrane
Source: RefSeq, a predicted model, not a curated record